AUGUCCACAGCAAGCACACCUUCAGCAGACGAUAUAAACCCAGCUGUUGGCCGCUUCAAUCUGAGGCCCAAGGUGAGUUUCCAUGUGGCAUACGAUCUCGGUCGAGGAGACGAAGCGCAGCCAAUUCGAGUGACUGUUCCGAAAGAUGAGUCCUAUGACAAGUUCCUCUGGCGACUCUAUAACGUGUUCUAUGGUGAUUCCUUCGAGAAAUCGCUUCGCCAAUGGGAGUACGUCCUUGUCAAUCGCCAAUACGAGAGAGGCGAUCCGCUGCCCUUGACGAGUCCGAACACAUACUAUGCUAUGGUCAGCGAACUUCUCAGGGCAAGAUCCCAGUGGAGACAUGCUGUGGUUCGGCGCUCCCAUUCUGAGAAUCCCAUCAUAAAAGCCAUCGUGGAGGGAACGUACAACCCGAAGCCUGACUCACCAAUACUGAAUGCCGCUACGCCUGACCCCCGCCUACCUGAUAGCCCACCAAUACCUGAUGCCUCGAUUGCCGAUACUCCGAUGCCAGAUGCGCCGACGGGUCAAGCUACGCCUGAGCUGCUGGCCUCCACACCUCCCUCGAGAGCGUGGGUUGUAACCUCUGCCACUGCAAGACCCUCAAACCGAACGCCUUCUCCGGGCCCUCCAUCUAGAGCAUACGCGCGAGAGCUAAGCACACCAUCAACACCUGUUACUAGUGCUCGAGGUCGACGGUUGUUACAACUCAGCUCUCCAUUGGCACCUGCUGCCGGAGCGCGAAGCCCAACACGAUUCAAUCUACCAUUGAUCAGUUCACCACUAAGGCCUGUUUCAAGUGACGGAGGUCGACGCUCGAUGCGGCUAGGCUCUCCAGUGGCAUCUGUUACGAGUGCUUCCAAGCCAAGUCAGGUCAGCUCUCCAAUAGCACCCGUUACAAGUGCUUCACUGCCAAGUCAGCUCGGCCCACCAUUAGCCCCUGUUACCAGUGCGCAGAGCCCGAAUCUACUCGACUCAUCACCCCUAGCAUCUCAAAGUCCAGCGACACUACUUGGGUCAAUAACGUCACCUGCCACCGGUGCUCCAAUUCCAUCCAUACAGCUCGGGCCACCCUCAGUACCUGCCGCCAGUGCACGACGUGCAUCUAUACACUUGAACUCACCAUCGAUACAGCUUAGCUUACCAAUUAUCCCCACUACGAGUGCGCCAACUCCACCAGCGGUCCUACCAAUCGUAUCAAGCCCACUAUCUCCUCAGGAUCCUGGUUCUGAAGUAGACCUGGGGGAGCCGAACUCACGGUUAGCACCUGCUCUCAUCGCGCCACACCCACCAGCGACUCCACCAAUCGCAUCAGGCUCAAGGUCUUCUCGAACUCCUGUGCCAGAGCUCUUCCAGCGAUCGCAUACAAGCUCCGCCGACAGCCCCAACGGCUAUAUCUCGACCUCGUCGGCCCUUGUGGAUCAUCUCCAGACAGCGUCUAAACAGUGUGACAGAAUAUCACGUGCAUUGGAACAAUGGGAGUAG
Molecule: messenger RNA, 1482 nt
Organism: Letharia lupina
Lineage: Eukaryota; Fungi; Ascomycota; Lecanoromycetes; Lecanorales; Parmeliaceae
Exons: 5
Coding region: 1-1482 (493 amino acids)
Source: RefSeq, a predicted model, not a curated record